CCGCUCCCCCUGGAAGGACAGGCUGCUGAGGAGCCCCCGGCCGCCAAGGAUGCCGCCCCGCUGCUGCCCAAGGAGGAGGAGGAGGGGGAUGAGGCAACUGCGCUACCCCCUACCAGCGCCGCCGGCAGCCUGUCAGCUGCCAGCCGGGAAUUUGAGGAGCGGAGGACGCAGCAGGAAGACAUCGAAGAGCUUGAGACCAAGGCGGUGGGCAUCUCCCCGGAUGGCCGCUUCCUGAAGUUUGACAUCGAGAUUGGAAGAGGCUCUUUCAAAACUGUGUAUAAAGGACUGGAUACUGAAACCACUGUGGAAGUUGCCUGGUGCGAGCUACAGGAUCGGAAGCUGUCCAAGUCAGAGCGACAAAGAUUUAAAGAGGAAGCUGGGAUGCUGAAAGGGCUUCAGCAUCCCAAUAUUGUCAGGUUCUAUGAUUCCUGGGAGUCUACAGUCAAAGGAAAAAAGUGUAUUGUUCUUGUGACGGAACUCAUGACGUCUGGAACAUUAAAAACGUAUUUGAAAAGAUUUAAAGUGAUGAAAAUUAAAGUACUACGAAGCUGGUGCCGUCAGAUACUGAAAGGCUUACAAUUUCUACACACACGCACUCCUCCCAUCAUUCAUAGAGACUUAAAAUGUGACAACAUCUUCAUUACUGGCCCCACUGGAUCAGUCAAGAUUGGAGACCUUGGUCUGGCAACCCUGAAACGAGCUUCUUUUGCCAAAAGUGUGAUAGGUACCCCAGAGUUCAUGGCCCCCGAGAUGUAUGAGGAGAAAUAUGAUGAGUCCGUUGAUGUAUAUGCUUUUGGGAUGUGUAUGCUAGAGAUGGCCACGUCUGAGUACCCUUAUUCCGAGUGCCAAAAUGCCGCGCAGAUCUACCGCCGAGUGACCAGCGGUGUCAAGCCAGCCAGCUUUGAUAAAGUAGCAAUCCCUGAGGUGAAGGAGAUCAUUGAGGGAUGCAUUCGGCAAAACAAAGGUGAAAGAUAUGCUAUUAAGGACCUUUUAAAUCAUGCUUUCUUCCAAGAAGAGACUGGAGUACGGGUAGAACUUGCAGAGGAAGAUGAUGGAGAAAAAAUUGCCAUUAAACUCUGGCUGCGAAUUGAAGACAUCAAAAAACUCAAGGGCAAAUACAAAGAUAACGAGGCAAUAGAGUUUUCAUUUGAUUUGGAAAGAGAUGUCCCAGAGGAUGUAGCACAGGAAAUGGUGGAGUCUGGCUAUGUCUGUGAAGGGGAUCACAAGACAAUGGCGAAGGCUAUCAAGGACAGGGUAUCUUUGAUUAAGCGCAAGCGAGAGCAGCGCCAGUCGGUGCAAGAAGAACAGGAGAACAUACUUCAGGAAGAAGGUAGUCAGAAGCAGCAGCUGGAGCAACAGCAGCCAUCAAGUGCUUCCCACGCAGGGUCAAAGCAUCCCCAGUCUGUCACUGGUAUCACUCCUGUCCCCACUGCUUCAGCAUCGGUUUCUACACAAGUGGAGCCUGAAGAGCCGGAAGCUGACCAGCACCAACAGCUGCAGUUCCAGCAACCCAGUAUAUCUGUUCUUUCUGAUGGAACAGUUGACAGUGGCCAGGGGUCAUCUGUGUACACUGAAUCUGUGAGCAGUCAGCAGACUGUGUCCUAUGGUUCCCAGCAUGAGCAGUCAGUCUCGAGCACCGGAGUCCAGGGAUACCCAGCUUCAGUUGGCCCAGUGCAGUCCCAGCAGCACGGAGGAUUUCAGCCACCUGCAGCGCCUCAACGUGGUCGUAGCAUGUCAGUUUGUGUCCCCCACCUUCCUGCUCUUCCCUGUAUGUCCUGCAUCCCUCUCAGUGCUCCUUGCACCCCACCACCAGCGCUGUCUGCACCUCUCUCUCCUUUCUACCUUCGGACUGUCCCUGAAGAAACCUUUGCAGAAAAGCUUUCUAAAGCCCUGGAAAGUGUCCUGCCCAUGCACUCUGCCUCUCCACGCAAGCAUCGACGCUCCAGCCUGCCCUCCCUCUCUGUCAGUCCUCCUCAGCAUCCUCGUGGGGGAACACCACCGUUCCCAGAUUCACAGAUAUUUUUCCCAACCGUUCAUGAACGGCCGGUGUCUUUCUCACCACCACCUGCCUGCCCGCCGAAGGUGGCAAUUGCUCAGCGGCGCAAGAGCACUUCAUUUUUGGAAGCCCAAACUUGCCACUUCCAGCCAUUGCUGAAGACUGGCCAGAGUUUAGUUCCACCUGGGGGUAGUCCCACCAAUUGGACUCCAGAGGCAUUUGUUAUGCUGGGCACAGCAGCUCAGAGAGUCGCUGGAGAGCCUCUGCAUGUGCAAGUAAAUCCCGUGUUUGAGCAAGCUCCCGUCCACAGUGACUAUAGAUCUGGACCAACACCUCCAGAGGAUGCUCACUACAGGAUGCAUCCGGAAGCUGUGUAUCUGGUGGGCAUGCACUAUCCAUCACAGACACAGGUGCAAGGCCAGCCAGCCUCAAGCAAUGCAUCAGUGCCAUCCCAGCCUACUCAACACACUCAGAGUGCACAGCAGCCAGCCUCUUCCCAACAGCCUGGACAGUACCAGCUGCAGCAGCCCUCGGUUUCUGCCAGCCCCACUCCUGCACAAACCGUCUCUCAAACUCAGACUUCACAGAUCAUGCCAAUGCCUCAGGCAGCAGCUGGGUCACAGCUUCCUGUUUCCCAACCAGUGUCGAUCAUCCAAGGCGAGCCUCAAUUACCUGUUGCAGCAUCUUCUCUCCCUCAGCCUUCAGUUGCCCCAUCAGUCCCCAUUGGCUCUCAUUUUCUGCCCGUGGGACAGGCCUUGCCAGCUUCCGUGGUUCCCCAGUUCCCCGUGUCUCAGUUGCCUGUAGCAGCUCCUCACGUGACAGUGGCUCAGCCAGCUUUCCAGUCGCUGCCCAUUUCCAUGGCAGCUGGCAUCAGUCAGCCGCUGCUCCCGCUGCCCACGUCCGCAGCCGCUGUUCCUGUGGGAGCGAGCGCUGUCCCUAGCCAGCUGCCCAGCCUGAUGCAGCCUGUGGCUCAGCUGCCCAGCCAGGUUCUCCUGCAGCCGCCUGGCCAGGCCGUGGGAUUGCCAGUCAGCAUUGGACAAGCUGCUGAAGCCUCACUUCCUGCUGCAGAUGCUCUUUACCAGGGCUUCCCCUCUCGGCCGACAGCGCAGUACGCGGGGGACUCGAACGCCGCGCCGUCCUCGGCCGCGGCCGCCGCCAGCAUUCCUGCUGCUGUGCUGUCCCCUCCCCUGCCCGCAGAGGCCAUGGCCCAGCCGGGCUACCUUGCUCCUGUUGGGCAGCCCUAUGGGGAGCAGAACGUUCUAGUUUCCGUGGGCAGCCUGGGAGGGCAGGUCCAGGUGCCCCAGCCUCCCGGGAGUUUGGCCCAACAGGCCUCGUCUGCCUCCUCCCAGCCCGCAGUGGUGGAGGGUACUCAGGGAGUCUCACAGACUGCUUCUUCAGAGACUCUGCCAGCGACACAGCCUGCUCAGUCCACCCCUUUGGCUUCUUCCAUGGAUAGUGCACAUUCUGAUGUUGCUUCAGGACUGAGUGAUGGCAACGAGAAUGUCCCAGCCUCUAGUGGAAGGCACGAAGGGAGGACCACGAAACGUCACAUGCGGAGGUCUGUCCGCAGUCGCUCUCGCCAUGAGAAGACUUCUAGGCCGAAACUGAGAAUUCUAAAUGUUUCAAACAAAGGUGAUCGGGUAGUGGAAUGCCAGCUAGAGACACACAAUCGGAAAAUGGUUACUUUCAAAUUUGAUUUGGAUGGUGAUAACCCUGAGGAAAUAGCUACAAUUAUGGUGCAGAAUGAGUUUAUUUUAGCAACAGAGCGAGACUCAUUUGUAGAACAGGUACGAGAGAUUAUUGAGAAGGCAGAUGAAAUGCUCAGUGAGGACGCAAGCGUGGAGCCAGAGGGGGAUCAGGCCUUGGAGAGCAUGCGCACAAAAGACGACGGCUUCUUCCCGGGGUCACAGAAAUUAGAGUUCAAACAGCCAGAUCCUACAUCUUCCAUGCCACAAAGAAUAGGGGUUCCCUCUAGCUCCUUUACCCAGGUUGUUCACUCUGCGGGAAGACGUUUCAUUGUCAGCCCCGUCCCCGAGAGCCGCUUGAAAGAACAGGGCUUUUUCACAUCUGCUGUUGUUGGAGGAAGCGAAACUUCAGAUAUGGUUGCAGCAUCUCCUGUACAUGGUCCUGGAAUGAAUCUCUCCCACUCAGCAUCAUCACUGAGCUUGCAGCAAGCUUUCUCUGAGAUGGGGCACGCUCAGAUGACAGAAGGACCUAGCACAGCUCCUCCAGUGUUCAAUCAAACAGUCCCACCGUUUCCACCUGCACUUUCUACCAUGGCGGGCGGCGCUGCGACUCCUGCAUCCGUGGCUACUUCUUCAGUAUCCGUUUCCUCCAGCACUGGUGUUUCUCUGCCAGGACCUGUUACUUUGCCUUCAGAAAAUGCAGCUGUUGGAGCUGCACCAAGCACAAGCGUGCCAAGCUCUGUUUCUCCACCUCCAGCCUCACAGUCCGCACAGCAAUCGACCGGCGUCGCUUCCAGCGUCAGCGCCUCCGCUUCUUUCUCCUUACCUGCCACGUCCCAGCCUGCCCAAGCGGCGGCUGCAGACAUUGUCCCCAGCAUCAGCACACCAUCGUCCUCAGCACUGCCACCUGCCCAGCUUCCUGCUGCCACUGCCCUCGCUGCUGCAGCACCAGCUGUGACGUCUCAGUCUGCUCCUCAGAUCGUGAGCAGUAUGGCAGCACCACAGGCGUCUGUUGCCCUGUCUGGGGCUCAGAAUGUGGCUUUGCAGCUUCCCCAGCUCAGCAGCAGCGGCUCUGUGUCCAGCCUGGCAGAAACAACAGUCGUAAGCGCUCCACAGUCGCUACCUGAGACCGGGCACUCCCUGGAUAAAUCUCAUCCCUGCAAUGCGGCUGGCUUAUCUCUGCCAAUCUCAGCACCUUUAUCAUCCUCCGUAGCAUCAAGCAUAUGUGGGUCAGUCUCUCAGCCGCUCAUCCAUCCCUUGCUUGUUCCAUCAGGAAUUACAUCAACACCUGUCCUGCCCCAGAUUUCAGGUGCAACACCCAUGUUGCCCCAGGUUCCCUUGCCUGGUGUCUUGCCACAGCCAGUCACUAACUUGCCUGCAGUGCAGCAGACUUUGAUCCACAGCCAGCCUCAACCGGCUCCAUUGCCCAACCAGCCUCACGUUCACUGUCUGGAGGCUGAUGCUGAUGCUCAGUCUAAAGCCCCUGGUAUUGAUGAUAUCAAGACCCUGGAGGAAAAGCUGCGCUCUCUGUUCAGUGAGCACGGGAACGUGGGCACGGUGCACCCGUCGAUGUCCCUGGAGACCUCGCUGCUGAUGGAGACCACUGUUGUUCCUGGCAUCCCAACCACUGCAGUUGCACCAAGCAAACCCCUGACAUCCAUUAGCACUUGUAUACCUCCGAGCAGUUUGCCUCUUGGACCAACUGGCUUGCCAGUGCUGACUCCAGUUGCCACUCCUGGGCAGGUGAUCACCCCUGCCAGCUACAUCUCGGCCUCGAGCAGCAUCGCCACCGCCGCGGUGAAAGCGGGGACCUCUCCUUCCAAGGCCCCUCUCAGCAGGGUACCGGUGCUCCCAAUAGGUUCUGACCUCCCGGCUGGCACUCCAUCCAGUGAGCAGCUGCCACCCUUUCCAGGACCUUCACUAACUCAGUCCCAACAGCCACUGGAAGAUCUGGAUGCUCAGCUGAGAAGAACCCUUAGCCCAGAGACCGUCCCAGUGACAUCUGCUCCUGCCUGUUCUGUGCCCUCAGUAGCAUCAACAACGGUUACUGGGCCGGUGUCCGCAGCGACGCAGUGUCUGAAGGAUGCAGGCGAUGGGGAGAGCAGUGCUGCGGCUGCUGCAGCAGGAGGCAGCGUGCUGAAGAUGGGCCGGUUUCAGGUAGGAGCUGCUCAGCUCACCUGGCUCCUGGCACAGCAUCCUGGGGGGGUCCUGCUGGUGCCAGCUCCAUGUCCCUUGUGCAGGACCUGCUGUCCACAUGCAGCUUGUGGCAGCAGGUCUGCAGGUGCUGUUUGCAUCCAGGGCUCUGGAGCUGUGAGCACAGGGUUUCAUCCUGGCUUGUGCUGGGAUCUUCACUGUGUUACGUCCUGA
Cyanistes caeruleus (blue tit) is the source of this 6048-nucleotide messenger RNA. The record is from RefSeq and is a predicted model, not a curated record. Lineage: Eukaryota; Metazoa; Chordata; Aves; Passeriformes; Paridae.